Ciona intestinalis (vase tunicate) is the source of this 1214-nucleotide messenger RNA. RefSeq lists its product as uncharacterized. The record is from RefSeq and is a predicted model, not a curated record. Lineage: Eukaryota; Metazoa; Chordata; Ascidiacea; Phlebobranchia; Cionidae.
UGACAAAAAUGUGAGGUCAUCAAAUCGUGACGACGUAAACAUUACUAUCAACACAGGCGCGCCAGACGAAUAGAAUUUCUUCGAAAAAUGGAAGAUCACAUUAAAGAAAUGGAGCAGCUAUCACAUAAAAUGUUCUAUGAAGAUCUAACCCUGGGGUUGGAGUCACGAAAAAGAUUUCUUCAAAUUUUGGUUAAAAUAUCACAAUCAAAUAACCACGAACUUAUACAAAAAGCUGCUGACCAAUUUCCAGUCAAUUCUUUGUACAAUGAACCGCUUUUCAGUGAGGCAGAUGCAACUGCAUUUAGCACCAUAUUAACCAGAGUUAAAAAACACAUUGAAAAGCUACUGCUUUUUAACUGUGGAUUAUAUACACAACAAUUCAGCUCUAUAUCUUCUGCUAUUAUGGGCAUGAAUGAAACGAUUGAUGAAUUCUGUGUCUGUCACAAUGAACUUGACAGCUCAGAUGUUGAUACAAUGUGCCAGAUUCUUCCAAAAAUCAAUAAAAAGCUUUGCAUUGUCAAAUGUUUUGCUGGUAAAAAGGGAUCACGAAAUGCAAAUCAAGAGGAAAGGCUGAAAUUACAACAAGCUUUACAACAAUUGAGAAACAAGGAGUUGAUGAUACAACUUGAUGACUGUGGAAGUGAAUUGAAAAACAACUAAAAAGGGGUGGACCCAUUACCAAGUUAUAUAUAUAGCUUCUAUGUUAAGGUCCUUUUGCCCAUAUAGAAUCAUAUACAAAGACACUUACCAGACAAACUUAGAAAUCAGUAAUGGGUUGUCAACCAUUUAAAAAAUAAAUAGCAUCCACUAACUUAUCUGUUAGGACUACAUGAGCACAAGGUGUAUGAAAUAGGGCACCCAUGUUAUAAAAACUAUCACUGCCCCGCCAUACAAGCAUAAAUAAGUGUCAUUUAUUCAUAAAAGAUCUAUUGCACUUUUUUAUUUUGUAUUUAUGUUUAAAACUUGUUUAUGUUAGUAACCUGCUGCAAUAGAUUUUGUAUAGAGAUUUUUUUUUACAAAAGUGACUUCUUUUAUUAUGAUUUUAUUCAGAAUUGCAUUUCAGUGACCCAAUCUACCUAUUUGUUAUUUUACUAACUCACAUUUUUACUAACUUAUUUUACUAAUUAUUAAUUAUCAUUAAUAUUGCUUUUAGCUCUGCAUUAAAAUGUUCAGUAUUCAUAAUUCAUAUUGCAAUACAUUUGUUGCCACACAAA